ACCUACUCGGAUUAUCAUGUAUUUAAUGGUGACACGUGCACACUGCUAACUGGCAACGAUACUGUCAGCAGGAUUUCUAUAAAUUGAUAAAAUAUUUCAUCGCUGAUUGAAUUAAAAUGGUCGAAGUAAAAAAUUGUUGCAAAAGGUGUCCAUUAAGAAAUGAUAAAACGGUUCUCACAGCUAUGCUCUUGGUCUAUAGCAUGACAUUUUAUGAAGUUACUUCAAUGACUACUCACGAGCGAGCUUUGGUUAUUUUCGUAGAAACUGGGUUCACAUGCAAGAAUGGUACUCGUAUACGUGGACAUCAAAGAUGCGAUGGAAAAGGAGACUGCUAUCAGAACGAAGAUGAAGUUGGCUGCAUUGAAAGAGACUGUUUGGAGGACAGCGAUUGUUCGAAGUAUUUGGCAUGCUUCGAGAAUAAAUGUAAAAACCCAUGCACAAUAUGUUCGAGCAAUAUUCCAAAUGAAAGGUUCAAUGGUCGUACGUCAUUUACGCUAAACUUUCGAGAAGAACCAAAGAAUGUGCUAUGCAUUCGCAAAAACUGCAAGGAUCCCUGCGUUAGGUGCGCUUCGUCAUAUGCAAUUUGCGAAGUUGAGAAUCACAAGCCAAAAUGCAUCUCGGUUCUGCACUGAAGAACUACAGUCUUUUUUAAAUCAUCGCUAAGCUCAGAAAUUUUAUUUUUGAUCAACUUUUUUUAAAAACAAGUAGGUAAAUAUUUUUAUUUAUUAAAUACUCAUUUUUUAUACCAGGCAAAUAUUAUACUUAAUAAUAAAUUUAUAGGUUUGUAAAACUAAAAUAAUAAUAAUAUUCUGAA
Messenger RNA from Planococcus citri (citrus mealybug), 814 nucleotides. Its product is annotated as low-density lipoprotein receptor-related protein 2-like. The transcript is spliced from 4 exons. The record is from RefSeq and is a predicted model, not a curated record. Bases 117 to 632 code for a protein of 171 amino acids. NCBI's taxonomy places the organism in Eukaryota, Metazoa, Arthropoda, Insecta, Hemiptera, Pseudococcidae. Gene Ontology annotation, molecular function: protein binding.